Molecule: messenger RNA, 450 nt
Organism: Hydatigera taeniaeformis
Lineage: Eukaryota; Metazoa; Platyhelminthes; Cestoda; Cyclophyllidea; Taeniidae
Source: the annotation of a GenBank genome assembly
AUGCCUGGCGAAAGUAACGACGACAUGUUCUACAGCAUAGACGUAGGACGAGUCCACUUUGUGGCCUACGUGUCCGACUACUACUACUUUUUGCAAUUUGGAACUCAACAAAUCUACCGCCAAUACGUUUGGUUGGAGAAGGACCUUCAGGAGGCAAAUAAACCUGAAAAUCGAGCUCAACGUCCGUGGAUAGUUGUCUUCAGUCACCGGCCUAUGUAUUGUUCAAACAGUGACGACGCUGAGCACUGCACCAAUCCAGACAAUUGGAUAAGGACGGGAAUACCCUUCACAGAUGGCAAGUCUAAGUACUACCUUCUUGGUUUGGAGGAGUUGUUCUACCGUGAAGGCGUUGAUGUUGUGUUUGCUGCGCACGAGCACUCUUACGAGCGUUGUUACCCAACCUACAAACUAGAGGUAGGUUCUCGCCUUAUCACAUUCAUCGCACGUUAA